Messenger RNA from Sarcophilus harrisii (Tasmanian devil), 644 nucleotides. RefSeq lists its product as uncharacterized. NCBI's taxonomy places the organism in Eukaryota, Metazoa, Chordata, Mammalia, Dasyuromorphia, Dasyuridae. Bases 1 to 540 code for a protein of 179 amino acids. The record is from RefSeq and is a predicted model, not a curated record. The transcript has a single exon.
AUGCCCCGCCGAGCCUUCCUGUCCCAGGAAGAGAGGCAGGCGAGAGCCAGAGAGCGGGACCGGCUCAAAAAGCGUCGCAAGCGGGAGGACGGCCUGAAGAGGAUCCUGGAACGGCAGAGGAAUGCGGAGGCCAUGAAGCGCCGGCGGGAAGAUGAGAAGGAAAGGGAGAAGGAGCGCAGGAAGGACCGAGAGGCCAAAAGGAGGCGCAGGGAGAACCUGGAGGAGAGGGAGCGGGAGCGGGAGAAAGACCGGGAAGCCAAGAAGAGGCGGCGGAGGGAAAAGAAGGAGGAGAGGGAGAAGGCGCUCUACGAGGAUGUGGCUGCUCUGAUGCAGCUCUGGGGCAGGGAGGAGGAUGACGAGGAGGAGGACCGCGAGGAGGAAGAGGAGAGGGAAGACGAAGGGGACGAGGAGGAGGAAGAUGAGGAGGAGGACGACGAGGAGAGGGAAGAAAGGGAGAGGAGAGACAAAGAGCCCACGUCUGUGGUCCUGGGGACCCCGGCUUCACUGAUCUGGGUGCUUGCCUCGCGGUACUCUUUGUAAUUGUCAGGGGGGCAUCAGGAGGAGGGGGAUGCCAUGGAUACCAAGGCCUUCCGUCAUCUGCCCGCCGUUACAAAAACAUCUCCGCCACUUUCUGAGCCCACUCA